Molecule: messenger RNA, 1755 nt
Organism: Hemisphaericaspora subhashii
Lineage: Eukaryota; Fungi; Ascomycota; Pichiomycetes; Serinales; Debaryomycetaceae
Exons: 1
Coding region: 1-1755 (584 amino acids)
Source: RefSeq, a predicted model, not a curated record
AUGUUAGUAUCUACUAAAAAGCAAUUGAAUUCAUAUCCAAAGAUACUCAAUUGGAGUUCAAAAAGAUAUAAGUCACUUCCAUCGAUCCCUGGGAAAACUUCAAUUCCAUUACUCCCCAAACGAAUAAUCCCAAUCAAUAAACUCGAUGUUACCAUUGACAAAAAGAAUAGAGUUCAUUUGAAUUCCCCAAUUACACUCAAACAAGCAUGGAAUUGUUAUUAUGCCCUAUGUCAAAGUUAUAAGAACAUAUCAUGCACGAAAUUACCUCGUGUUACGAAAAAAUGGCUUGAAAUGACUAAUUUAAUGAGAGAAGAUUUUCGAAAACAAUAUGAGAAAUUAUUGUUGAGUGGACAAGAUAUAGCAGAUAAACAAUAUAGAGAUCUUAAGUUAGUUUUAGCUCAGAAUAAAUCUGUACUUAGUGGGGUUUCAUGGAGAGAGAAGGAAGGUGAUGAUCCCAUUAUAAUACUUGACGAUGAAGUGAAUUUAGAUCAUGCCCAGAAAUAUUUCAACGAAUUGAAUGAAAAUAAUAAUGUCCAAUGGGAAGAUCUUCCAGAUUCAGAGAGAUUCGAAUAUCGAAAUGCAUAUCGUGAAUUAUUAUCUGCCGGUAGGGAUAUGUACCAGGGCAAGAUUGUUCCACUUACAACCUCCCCUCAAGAGAAUAACAAUUACGUCAAACCGAAACCCGAACCUAAAGUCAGAGUCACAUCAUUUCCACUACGUAGAAGUGAAUUACGAACCUUUUAUGUCAAAUUAAGAACCCCCUUUUUUGUACCAUUUGGGUUUGUGGAAGCAAAAAAUCGUGGUCAGUCUGAAUAUACAAAACUUUCAAAAGAGGAAUUAUUAUAUUAUGAAUUAAUCUAUUUCGAUCUUAAAGCAAGAACAAGAGCUUCCACCCUCGAAGCUUUACUGGCAUCGGAACCACCCUCAGAACAUAUAAAACAAAAUAGUGCGAUUAAGAGGGAUCCAGAUGGCCUGAUUCGAAUUUCGGGAGAAAUAACUUUAAAGGAUGCACUUGUAUAUUUUGAAUAUAUGAAACUUCGGAAAUUACGAAAGGUGCAACUACAUGUACCUCGGAAAGAUUAUCUUGCUGUUCUUGAAGAAUGGAAAAAAAUGACAUUGGAAGAAAAGGAGAAAUAUCGAUUACAAUAUAAAGAUAUGAUAAAGUAUGGAUAUAUUGUACACGAUAAACAAUUGGUAUCAUUACUGUCAAAAGUAAAACCCAGAUAUGAACCACAGAAAGAUCGAGAAAUACUUAAACAUCGUCAAGGAUUUCGAUAUUAUACAUUAAAAAGAGCAUCCGAUUUAGGUGAUUCGGAACGAAAUGUUCGACCACAGACAAGAAAAGAAUGGAAUAGUUUCACACCCGAUGAAAAGGAAGUCUGGUUUAAUGAGCUAGACAAACACGUAUAUCAAGGAAAAGAAGAAUCCCAAUCAAAGGAGAUGAUUCGUUUCAUAUAUACUAUAAGGCGUAGCAUAAUGAAAUCAAAAUUUGAAUCCGGAACUUGUCCGAUACCGGAUCAGGUGCGAGUUUAUUAUUUUAAAAAACGAUUGAGAGAAUGGGAUAAUCUUGGGAUGAUGCGGCGGCUGGUGUAUAACAUCGUUAAUCGUGAUUGGAAAAACUUGCCAAUGGACGAAUAUAACCAAUUGGAAAGUGAGUGUGCAGAAUCAAUGUCACAGAGUCAAUUGUCUGAGAAGGAUUUACGAAUUGAUGAAGUAAAGUCGGAUAACCAGGAGGAUAAUAGCAUCAAUCAAUAG